Messenger RNA from Talaromyces atroroseus, 909 nucleotides. RefSeq lists its product as hypothetical. The record is from RefSeq and is a predicted model, not a curated record. Gene Ontology annotation, molecular function: hydrolase activity. Bases 1 to 909 code for a protein of 302 amino acids. The transcript has 3 exons. Lineage: Eukaryota; Fungi; Ascomycota; Eurotiomycetes; Eurotiales; Trichocomaceae.
AUGGCGCCAACGUCUCGCGAAGACAUUGAGUUUAAGACCCUUAGUGGUGUCAUUCUACGUGGCUGGUUGUACCCAGCCCAAAAGCGCGGACCGGGCAUCAUUCUUUCUGCGGGGUUCAACAUGCCCAAAGACGUGGUUUUGCCUGACAUUGCCGAGUGGUAUCGAAAGCGUGGAUUCACGGCACUCAUCUUCGACACAUAUGGCAUCGGCACCAGCGACGGUGAGCCCAGAUGUGAUUUGACGGCUCGCUCUAAUAUGCGGCAAAAGACGGACAUGCACAGGCGGGUAGAGGACUUCGUCGACUCGGUCACCUGGUUUUCCCAGAACCCGCUGGUUGACCCGGAAAAGAUUGCUCUCUGGGGCCUCUGUUUUGACGGAAACAUCAUGCUCGCAACAGCGGCGACAGACCGGCGUGUCGCCGCCGUUGUGUCGGUCGCGCCCAUGAUCGAUGUCACCGGGGACCCGGAGCGCCGCGAGGCCAUCCUCGAGCUCGCGCUGGCGGACCGUGCCGGUCAGCUCGUGGGUGAAGAGCCCAUGUAUCUACCCCUCGUCGACGAAGAUGGUGUCAUGCCUCUGGGCCAGGUGUCGGGCUUCGGUUUCUUCUCCGCCAUGGAGGACAUGAAUCUGCCCGUUGAGAACCGCGUCACGGUGCAGAGUUACAUGCGGGCCCUCAGCUGGAACAUUCUGCAUUUACUCCCCAAAAUCAGCCCAACGCCCGUCAUCAUGGUUACGCCCGAGCUGGACCAAGUGUUUCCCGCGCAAAAGCAAAAGGAGGCCUUUGACAUGUUGGGGGAACCCAAGGAGCAUUGCAUUAUUGCGGGGAAACAUCACUUUGACUGGAUGUUUGGGGACAUGGAUGGCGUUUUUAAUAGACAGCUCGACUUUUUACACAAGCACAUGAAGCUUUGA